UAACUCGAAGUGUCUUCUUAAGCCGCUUACGAAACAGAAACUCCAUAUUUAACAGCAAAGUAGAAGGAGGGGAUAAAAGAGGUGGAAGCGAAGAGAGAUUACCAUUAGUCCCCAAUAUCGAAUCUUACUUAUAUUAUACUUAACGGGUGUUUUCUCGUUUAAAAGAGGUCUUAUAAGCGCUAUGGGUCACCCAUUCCACCCAGAUGACUUCCCCAUCAACGAGGAUGUAGUCCUCCAACCAACUCGCGUCUUCUUCCUUAAGGGAUGCGUGCACUUCAAGACGGACGCCAAGAUCAUCGAUCUGACGGGCCAAAUCCGGGCUCCCUUCUCGGGAGACUUCAACCACGCGUUCCUAGACGAAACGGAGCAAGCGGCGCAGAAGCAACUCCAAAGCGACCGCUCGCCGGCCUACGAGAUCAGGUCCUCGGGGAACAUGAUGCGCACGCUGAAGACGAUGGUGGACGGGCGGUCCGGGGGCAAGGUGUGCGACCUCAACAUGACGUUCGUGUCCUUCGACUCGUCGCGCGUGCGCUUCCCGCCGGGCAGCAAGCACUCCCGGCACGAGAUCGAGAUGUGCCCCGUCGGGGGCAGCGCCAAGGGCGAGGACGACAAGCACGAGGCGUUCGUCAAGAACAGCAUCCCGUACUUCUGGGACAUGACGCGCGGCCGCGUGGGCAUCCUGUACAAGUGCCUGAACCAGAAGCGCGUCGAGGUCGCGCGCGUCGCCGGCUUCGGCUUCGACAAGGACGCCGUCCUCGUGCUGAACGCCGAGGAGCUCGAUGAUGCGGUCGCUAUCUCGACGUGUAUCAUCUUGUUGAAUGGGCGGGAUGCUAUGGAUGCUUGAGCAUUAGGUACCUCUUAAUCUCAGCAAGGGAGGGAAGGGGGGCAAACAAAAAAAGGGGGGGAGGGGGAGUGAGUGUGUUUGCACGUUGGUCAUCUGGUUGCCUGGGAACGAACGGUGCGCUAGAUGCCAGACGCCAGGAAGAAAAAGAAAAAGAGAGAAAAAAAACUGCACCCCGUCGCACGAAAGGUUAUGAUGUCCAAAAUCAAUUCGAGCUUGUUGAGGUCUCGGGACGCCAAGGCCUCAAUAGCUCAAUGUAUACCAUCUCGAGCUUCUCCCCUUGCUUGGGCCUCCCCACCCGCCUUGGUUCGUCCCCGCGCAUACGAAUGCUGGAGUACUGCUAUAUGCAGUACAUAAGUACGGCCAUGGGAUUAUGACAAGAACGCC
This is a messenger RNA of Daldinia caldariorum, 1228 nucleotides long. RefSeq lists its product as uncharacterized. Lineage: Eukaryota; Fungi; Ascomycota; Sordariomycetes; Xylariales; Hypoxylaceae. The transcript has a single exon. The record is from RefSeq and is a predicted model, not a curated record. The coding region runs from base 182 to 844 and encodes 220 amino acids.